AAAAUGGCUCAAUAUCCAAAAGGUGUAUUGGAGUUGUUUCCGGACAACCACAGGAAGCCUUUUGCUCCAACAGCUGAGUCUCCAAUUCUGGAUGAACCGUGGAGGGAACUACAAUGGGGAAAAAAACAGGAGGAUCUUCGGUAUGUGCAGGAAUACAAGCCUGCACAAGAUGACAUCAAGUACCUUCGAGUCCUCCUGUACGGACCUGUUGGAGCUGGGAAGUCCAGUUUCAUCAACUCUGUCAGUAACGUCAUUAGAGGACGGAUGUCAAAUAUUGCUUUGGCCAGUGCGAUGACCUCUGACAUAAGCUUUACCCGAAAGUAUGAAACUCAUAAAUUCAUUAAAGGACGAGGAAGCUCAAAGACGUUUUACCCUGUUGUCUUCAACGACAUCAUGGGUUUGGAAGAGGGGGACAACAGAGGAGUUCAUGAAAAUGACAUCAAUCUGGCUUUACGAGGACACGUGAAGGAAGGUUACAAGUUCAACCCAGUUUCUCCACUAACUGAAGGUGACCCGGGCUACAACCCGACACCCUCCGCUGAUGACAAAGUCCAUGUGCUGGUCUGUGUGAUGUCUAUAAAUGCUUCACAGAUUAAAUCAUCAGUUCUGGAGAAGAUGAAGAACGUCAGAGAAAAAGCCAGUGAACUGGGAAUUCCUCAAAUGGCCAUGAUGACGCACAUCGAUGAAGUUUGUGGUGAAAUCGAGAAAGACCUGAGAAACGUGUACAAGAGCAAACACCUGAGGAAAAAGAUGAAAGACUUCAGUGCAGCAGUUGGAAUCCCAAUGAACUGCAUCUUUCCUGUGAAGAACUAUAGCGAAGAAAUUGACCUGAAAGAUGAUAUCGAUACUCUGAUCCUGUGCGCUCUGCGGAAAAUGAUCGACUUUGGAGACGAUUUUAUUGAAAAAUUUUAAACAGAGACUUAGAGGAAACACUGAGGUGAAACAGGUGCACUUACAUAUACUUUAUAUCCACAGGACACAGCUACAGCUUCAUUAAGUUCUGUUAAAUUAGGUCUUUUCAAGUUUGGACUCCAGUUCUGGACUUAAGAGGUAAAAAGAACUCAGCAUAAAGCAGAAAAAGACGUUAAAGACUGUUUAUUGUAGUCAUUUCUAGUCAUUUUUCCACAUGAAGCACUUGCAAUGACACUGUGUUCAAAGGAGCUGUACAAAUAAACUCGCUUUGCCUUUUCCUAUUAAUAGUACAUUAAAUAAGUAGUUGCUACAUUAUGUAAUGUAAUGUUAAGCAUAUCUGGGAUGUUCGGUUAAUUGGAAUGUUUUUAUGUUAGAGGAAGUUUGAAUAAACCUCAUCAAUCAAACUCA
Molecule: messenger RNA, 1320 nt
Organism: Fundulus heteroclitus (mummichog)
Lineage: Eukaryota; Metazoa; Chordata; Actinopteri; Cyprinodontiformes; Fundulidae
Product: interferon-induced protein 44-like
Exons: 9
Coding region: 4-912 (302 amino acids)
Source: RefSeq, a predicted model, not a curated record